AUGGGUUCUCUUGGUGCUGUCUCUCAGGACAGCAUUCCUCACGCCCAUGCCAAGGCGACUAAGCAGCAAGCAGCACGUUCGGUGGACAAACAUGGCCUUGACAUCAUCGAUAUUCGACGCGUUGCGGUUGAAACAAACUUGAAAGACGACAUUAUUUCCAUGUGGAACCCCACAAACGGACCCCGGAGGCUGCCGACCCUGCUUCUCUACAAUGAACGGGGCCUGCAAUUGUUCGAGGAUAUCACAUAUCUGGACGAAUACUACUUGACCAACAACGAAAUCGAGGUUCUCGAGAAGUAUUCGAAAGAGAUUGCUCAGAAUAUCUCGCCCGAGUCUAUGGUCAUUGAGUUGGGAAUAUGUUUGUUGCUGCAAGCUUUUGAGGAUGCCGGCAAGAACAUCGACUACUACGCACUUGACCUUUCCCGGAAGGAAUUGGAGCGCACACUCGCUCAAGUUCCCAACUUCCAUCACGUCAAAUGCCAUGGUCUGUUGGGAACCUACGAUGACGGUCGGGAAUGGCUGAAGCAGCCAUCCAACCUGGCGCGCACCAAGUGCAUCUUGAGCUUGGGUUCAAGCAUUGGAAAUUUCGAGCGCGAUGAUGCGGCCGGUUUUCUCAAACACUUCAGCGAUGUCCUUACGCAGUCGGACAAGUUGUUGAUUGGACUGGACGGAUGCGGCGACCCUUCCAAGGUCUACUUCAUUCUCAACGGACUCGCCAACGCCAAUGAAAUCCUGGGAGAAGAGGCCUUCAAGCUCAAAGACUGGGAAGUCAUCGGCGAGUAUGUGUAUGAUGACGAAGGAGGACGUCACCAGGCUUUCUACUCGCCCGUUCGAGACACAUACGUUCUGGGAGCACUGGUGAGGCAACACGAGCGCAUUCAGGUUGAGCAGAGCCUGAAAUAUUCCCAACUGGGAGCCGAGAACUUGUGGAACAUGGCUGGCUUGGUCGAGACGACUUGCUGGUCCAAGGGUAACGAGCAUGGCGUUCACAUGAUUUCGAAGAGGAAGAUGCCUUUCAGUCUUCUCCCCGAACUAUACGCUUCCUCGCCCUGUCCCACCUUGGACGAUUGGCAGGCGCUGUGGACGGCAUGGGAUGCCGUUACACAGCAAAUGCUCCCAAGAGAGGAGCUGCUGGACCAACCCAUCAAGCUUCGCAAUGCCUGCAUCUUCUAUCUGGGCCACAUUCCGGGCUUCUUAGAUAUUCAGUUGUGUAAAACUACCAAGACGCCUCCGACUGAGCCAGCAUACUUCCAGCCAAUGUUUGAGCGGGGCAUCGACCCUGAUGUUGACAACCCGGAGCAAUGCCAUUCUCACUCCGAGAUCCCCGAGGAGUGGCCUGCAGUGGAAGAGAUUCUCCAAUAUCAGCAUCGUGUGAGAUCCAGGCUCCUGGACCUCUACAAGAGCGGAAUCGAUAAGAUCCCGCGAGCCGUUGCCCAAGGGAUCUGGGUGGGAUUCGAGCAUGAGAUCAUGCACAUGGAGACCCUUCUAUACAUGAUGCUCCAGAGUGACAAGACUCUUCCGCCUCCUGACGUUCUGCGUCCAGACUUCAAGCGCUUGGCCAAAAAAGCUCGUCAGUCCCGGGUACCUAAUCAGUGGCACGAUGUGCCUGCUCAGUCCAUUAUUCUUGGCAUGGAUGAGCCUGAUCUCAAUGCUGGUGUCAACGGCUACUUUGGCUGGGACAACGAGAGACCUUCAAGAAAGGCCAACGUCCAUGCAUUCCAGGCGCAGGGACGACCGAUCACAAAUGAGGAGUAUGCAGAAUACAUGUUUGAGAACCACAUCGACAAGGUCCCCGCAUCUUGGGCCGAUGUUCAUACCACUGUGUCCGAUUCCAAGACGACUGUAGAAGCUCAUGGACAAUCGUAUCUCGCCAAUGGCCACAAGAAUGACCAAGCCAAUGGGCAUGUCAAUGGGCACGUCAACGGUCAGACAAACGGACACAGGAAUGGUGCACCAAAUGGGCAUGUGAACGGUCAUCAGAAUGGCCACCAGAACGGCGACAGCGCUGUUCCCGAUUCGUUCCUUGAGGGCAUCGCAGUCCGCACAGUUUUCGGCUUGGUCCCACUGAAAUACGCCCUGGACUGGCCGAUCUUUGCAUCUUUUGAUGAGCUGUCUGGCUGCGCCGCAUGGAUGGGAGGCCGGAUCCCUACGUUUGAAGAAGCUCGAAGCAUCUACACCUAUGUUCACAACUCAAAGAAGAUGGAAGCUGAGCGGACGCUCGGCAGGACGGUCCCGGCAGUCAACGGUCACCUGUCGAAUGACGGUGUAGAGGAGACACCACCAAAGAGAAACUCACUCGAGGCCGCGAAAACUCGAACUGAGCUUUUCGCGGACCUCGACGGUGCCAAUGUUGGCUUUCAGCAUUGGCGCCCGGUUCCCGUGACGGCUGACGGAGGUCGCCUCGCGGGACAAGGGGAGCUCGGUGGCGUCUGGGAAUGGACCAGCUCGCCCCUUGCUCGGCAUGAAGGGUUCGAACCGAUGCCUCUGUACCCUCAGUACACGGGUAAGAUGACCUGGAUUUCGCCUAUAAAUGAUUUGGCUGAUGAUAAACUGCAGCCGACUUCUUCGAUGGGAAGCACAACAUUGUGCUUGGAGGAUCAUGGUCAACGCAUCCCCGGAUCGCCGGCCGAAGAUCAUUUGUGCAGUGUCAACUGGUAUCAACGAAACUACCCCUUUGCCUGGUGUGGUGCGAGACUCGUUAGGGAUAUUAACUAA
Messenger RNA from Colletotrichum orchidophilum, 2715 nucleotides. RefSeq lists its product as uncharacterized. The transcript is spliced from 10 exons. Bases 1 to 2715 code for a protein of 904 amino acids. The record is from RefSeq and is a predicted model, not a curated record. NCBI's taxonomy places the organism in Eukaryota, Fungi, Ascomycota, Sordariomycetes, Glomerellales, Glomerellaceae.